CUGUGCGUUACAUCACUCCCCACGACAUUCACAUCUCGACAUGAUGGCAGCAACAGCCGCCAGAAGAGGUGCCAUCCGGCUGCUCACCAGCUCAUCGCGCCCAUCAUCCCGCAGCUUCUCCUCAUCCCGCAUCAGCGCCGCCUUCGCCAGCACACCAAAAGCCCAAGCAACGUCGACCACCACCACCACCACCGCCGCCGCAAAGCCCGCCACCACGUCCGCCUCAGCCUACAAGUCCGCAGCCCCAGCCGCACAAAGAACAGUAACGCCCUCCUUCCCCGCCAAAGAACCCCCCGUGCCCACAACUCGCAACACCACCGCCGCCGCCGCCACCACGGGGCAGCGCUCCCUGACCGACGGCCUAUCCGACGCGCCCUCCGAAAUCGAAGGCGUCGCAGCACAUGACUGGACGCGCUCCUACCACGGGCUAGGCAGCGUGUCGUUCUCCAAAGAGCAGGCUGACACGCUGCUUGCGCCUGUGGACGGCAAUGAUGUGGAGGUUAAGCCUGAUGGGAUACUGUAUCUGCCGGAGAUCAAGUAUAGGCGGAUAUUGAACAAAGCGUUCGGGCCGGGGGGUUGGGGAUUGGCGCCAAGGGGGGAGAGUAUUGUUACUGGGAAGUUAGUUACGAGGGAGUAUGGGAUGGUUGUUCAGGGCCGGUUGGUCUCGAUAGCCCGCGGCGAGCAGCAGUACUUCGAGCCAGACGGUAUCCCUACGGCGACUGAGGGGUGCAAAUCUAACGCCCUGAUGCGCUGCUGUAAAGAUUUGGGCAUUGCGAGUGAGCUGUGGGAUCCAAGGUUUAUUCGCGAGUUCAACAACAAGUACACAAAGGAGGUUUGGGUCGAGCAUCAGGCGACUAAGAAGAAGAGGAAGAUUGUGAUUAGGAAGGAUGAUACUGUCAAGUACCCAUUCAGGGAGAGUAAGAUGGGCGCAUAGAUGGGUUGGGUGUCACACUAUGAAAGAGCGAUAGAUGAUAAAGGCACGGAAUGGUUAUGCAUAGCCAGGCAUUUUGGAUUGAGCGAACGACUUGUAUAUAUACUGUAACAUAUGGAGCUGUAAGUGCACGCCAAGUAGUAGGAUUAUCAACGGUAAUUAACUGAAG
This is a messenger RNA of Macroventuria anomochaeta, 1100 nucleotides long. RefSeq names its product Mgm101p-domain-containing protein. The transcript has 2 exons. Gene Ontology annotation, cellular component: mitochondrial chromosome; mitochondrial nucleoid. The coding region runs from base 41 to 934 and encodes 297 amino acids. Gene Ontology annotation, biological process: recombinational repair; interstrand cross-link repair. Lineage: Eukaryota; Fungi; Ascomycota; Dothideomycetes; Pleosporales; Didymellaceae. The record is from RefSeq and is a predicted model, not a curated record. Gene Ontology annotation, molecular function: single-stranded DNA binding.